AUGGCGGAUCAAUCCCCUCGCGAGAAUCCCAAGCCCAAGCAGCGCCGCAUCUCGAGAGCCUGUGAUUACUGUCACAGAAGAUCGAUUCGUUGCCGUCCAAGUGAAGAUGGCGCCGGAUGUCAAAACUGCAAGGAUUUUGCCCAGAAUUGUACUUAUCACAGAAAACCGCGCCGUCGAGGGGUUCCAGCUAGAGGCGGCAGUGGGGGACCGUCGGCCAAUCGACAUGUGGUGGAGGGAUUGCCAGAUCUAGAGUCGUCGAGAUCGCCAUCCCAGGGCGACUUGCGGAUAAUACCCGAGAUUCAGCAGCCGGGCCCUAAUGCCAAUGCCAAUGCCUCACCGCAGUCGCAGUCAGCAUGGCGGGCUCCGUACAUUGUCAGCCAGGCGACUGUCGUUGACCUCGUUGAGCUCUACUUUGAGAUUGUCUAUCCCAUCUUCCCCUUCUUCCACCAGCCCUCCUUCACACGCAAGAUCUCGAGGGCCGAAUACAACACCAACCAGUCACUCUUUGCCACUACCAUGGCCGUGUGUGCCCUGGUGGGCGGCCGGGUCCGUGACGGGUCCGUCAUGAACCCGCGAUGGGACGUCCAGGCCCUCCAGAGGGAGACGUUGCCAGACACCUUUUAUGCCGAGGCCAAGAGGCAGUUGCUGGACAAUGGCCUUGAAAAUUCGGACUUUAACAUCCUCCGUGGUCACGCUAUAAUGGCCAUUACGGCGAUUCAAAACGGCAAAAUUCGAGACAUGCAUCAUCACCUUGGCAUCUAUCACACGUUCAUGGCCAUGGACGGACUUCAUGACGAGUUUUGGUCUAUUUAUACCUUGGACAUCUUCACGUCUGUGGUUUGGGGUGGCGUUAUCCGUUCUCGAGAACAGCAGGCCAAUGUAGCUUACCCAGCAGAGGUGGAUGACCAGUACAUCAGUGACGGAGGCAUUGUGCGACCGGGCCUCUCGCCCAGUGGUCUAAGCCCUCCAAUUGCUCGCCUCGUCCUCACUGCACAGUCUGAUUGCUGGUUGUCCGGCUGGAAUUUCAUCACUGACCUAUACAGAGUGUUGGAGCAUGCCCUGGCACGAUUUCGCGAUCGUAGGAGAUCCUUCAUGUCCGAGAUCAUUGACGACCAGUCGACCGUGACUGGGACAUCUGUUCGUGACAAGGUACUCCGCAUGUACUUGAACCUUCCUGAAUGCUUCAAGAAUACGCCAGCCAUGGCGUUUAACCAGAAGCAAGAUCUCUUUGGCUUCCAGGCAGCCAACAUUACCGCCAGCCUCCAACUUCUUCGCAUCACACUAUUCGCUGCCGGAGGCGCAAGCAUCGCAGAGCGCUGUGAGAUUGCCUCUGACGUGGUGGAUGCUUUCAGCUCCAUUCCGGUGCAAUAUUGCUUGACUAUAAGCAAACCAUUGCUGCAUCAUCUGGGUGGAAUUGGCGCCAUCCUGGGUUCCGUUUUUGAAGAGCCCCUCAGCGAAGCGGAGUACAAUCGGGUGAGAUCUGUCAUGUUGUCGAUGGCAAGGCUUCUUGAAAACCUCGAGACGAUACAUCGCAGCUCGAGUGCCAGCGAGAAGCUGCGAUCUCAGGUAUCUCGCAUUGACGAGUACAUGGCAGCCCAGCGCCAACAGUCAAGGCCGCCUCUCGAGGAUGCUCCAGUGAACGCUGCUGUGCAGCAAGUGGUGCCGGUCGACAGCGCAAGAGGUGGUGCCCAUAAUUAUGAGCAGGUUGGGACGGAGAUAACUGGCGAUUGGUCGUUCUUGGUGCCUCCGGACUUGUUGGGUGAUCUAACGUGGAAUUUUGAUUUUGGUGGAGUGUUCACAUGA
This is a messenger RNA of Trichoderma aggressivum f. europaeum, 1803 nucleotides long. RefSeq lists its product as uncharacterized. Gene Ontology annotation, biological process: regulation of DNA-templated transcription. The record is from RefSeq and is a predicted model, not a curated record. Gene Ontology annotation, molecular function: zinc ion binding; DNA-binding transcription factor activity, RNA polymerase II-specific. The coding region runs from base 1 to 1803 and encodes 600 amino acids. Lineage: Eukaryota; Fungi; Ascomycota; Sordariomycetes; Hypocreales; Hypocreaceae. The transcript has 2 exons.